UCUUCACGCUAGCCUUUUAGAAUACCGGAGAACAACCAGAUGGAAUUCUGCACUCCCUUCUUACCAGAUUCCUCGUGUUUUAAAUUGUAUCGCAGGCAUUUUUAGCGGACAUUGCGGCCCACAAACAGCCCUGGCGUGAACUCAGAAAGCUUUACGGGGAGGCUUGGCUGCGCUGUGAACCGGGACUGGAGCGGUCCGGGCCGUCUAUAAAGCACCGAACAUCUUUCCGUUGUCUCGAGGCGUUAACGGGCAUCCGUCAUGCCGCUGUUUGGUAAAUCCCACAAGAGUCCUGCAGACAUUGUCAGGACCCUCAAGGAAAACCUGACGGUUCUGGUCAAACAUGAUAAGAAGACAGAAAAGGCGUCUGAGGAAGUGUCAAAAUGCCUGGUGUCCAUGAAGGAGAUUCUGUACGGGAGCAACGAUAAGGAGCCACACACUGAGACUGUGGCUCAGCUCGCGCAGGAGCUCUACAACAGCGGCCUUCUGAUUUCUCUGGUAGAAAACCUGCAGGUUAUAGACUUUGAGGGGAAGAAAGAUGUUUGCCAGAUCUUUAACAACAUCCUGAGGAGGCAGAUCGGGACGAGGAGCCCCACAGUUGAAUACUUCUGCUCCCACCAAGAGGUCCUCUUCAUUCUGCUGAGAGGAUAUGAAACGCCCCAGGUAGCGCUGAACUGCGGCAUCAUGCUGAGGGAAUGCAUUCGCCAUGAGCCACUUGCCAAAAUAGUUCUUCAGUCGGAGCAUUUCCACAGCUUUUUCAACUAUGUGGAGAUGUCCACCUUUGACAUCGCCUCUGACGCCUUUGCUACCUUUAAGGAUCUUCUUACAAGACACAAAGUGCUUGUGGCUGAUUUCCUUGAACAGAACUACGACGCUGUUUUCGCCAACUAUGAGAAGCUGCUGCACUCUGAGAACUAUGUCACGAAGCGGCAGUCGCUCAAGCUUCUGGGCGAGCUGUUAUUGGACAGACACAACUUCGUGGUGAUGACGCGCUACAUCAGCAAGCCUGAAAACCUCAAACUCAUGAUGAAUCUGCUCAGAGACAAGAGCCCCAACAUCCAGUUCGAGGCCUUCCACGUGUUUAAGGUGUUUGUCGCAAACCCCAACAAGACGCAGCCCAUCGCCGACAUCUUGCUGAAGAACCAGACCAAACUAAUCGACUUCUUGAGCAACUUCCAGAAGGAUCGCACAGACGACGAGCAGUUUAACGACGAGAAGACCUACCUAAUCAAACAGAUCAGGGAUCUGAAGAAACCAGCCUCCUAGAAAAGCUCCCCAAACUUUUUUACCAAUAGGAAGGCGUAGAAACAAAACACAUUAACAAUAAUGGUUAUUCUAUUUAAAAACAAAUUGAUCCUUGUUGGUAAAAGUAGCUCAUAAUCACUGAUCUAACUUUUGUAAAUUCAUUUUUUUUUUUUUUUUUUUACUUUAAAACAUGUUUUUCAUCUGUAGCAUGUAGUGCCACAGCUCAUUGUGUUGAAUCGGAUUUGCUUUGAUGAAAGAACCAGCAGGAAGAACGAUAAAAAAAAAAGUCUUGGGCCAAAAAUGUUUUUUGAUUCUCUGAUUACCUCUUUUAAAGGAGGAAAUCACCAAAUUUUUUUUUAUGCAUCUGUGUCAAAGAGAUUAUUGGGGAAAGAUGAAGAAGAAGUAAAAAAUGAGCAGACUCUAAAUACGCAGUUGGCUUUAGCAAGAUGCUGAAAAGAGAAAUAAAUUAUGGCUUAAAUAAAUGGCUAAAAUAAAUAUUUUAAGAUUCGAUCAUUGAAAUAAAAAUUUGUGACCACUGGUACAAAAAAAAAGCUCCAGGAUUGUUGGACACAGUCGCUAAAAGCACUUUCUGUAGAUUAAAAUUAAUAUAAAAAAUAAUAAUAAGUUGAUCAGUUUUCAAUGCUUUUUCUAAUUUUUAAAAAACAUAUAUCUUUGGAUUUGUUGCCAUGUACAGUGUGUGGUAUGUGUUCAUGAACUGAACUGAACUGAACUGAACUGAGUGCCACUGUGAGUGAGAACUUUAAUUAUAACCCAUGAUGAAGAGAAAAAGGCUGCAAUGGUGGCUGUUUUGUGCUUUUUAUUUUUUGCCCUGAUUUAUCGACCGUAGAAGGAAAUAGUUGAGAUUCAGACGUGCCUUUUUUUUUCUGUUUAAGUGUUUUCUUCCCUUCUUCUCACCUUUAUUUGUGUUUUAACGCAUCUUUCUUGGGGGAGCUUAAUUAUGAUCUUGAUGAAAAUACACUCCGAACGGAACGUAUUUGCUUUUGAUUAAGCAGUGAACCUCUUAACUCGCUAUGUUUGAGUUGCACUGUCAUUGGGACACUUUUCACCUUUUUGGAAUGUGCCAGUGUUUAUCUUUUUAUGCCAGCGAAGUAAUCCUUCUAGUAGAUUACGCAAUCUCCUCCAUGAAUGUCCAGAUAUUUUGGACUUUAAUUCAUUUAUUGUGUUUAAAAGCUUACAUUAACUGUGGAUUUUCCUUCAUCUUUAAUACGGGCUCAAAACCAUACAUGCAGACGUUAAUAUUUGGAUUUAUGUCCUAUAAAUAAGCAGGCUGGAUAUUUUAAUCUGUGCUGUUAAUUGAAAUUGUGACAUGUUUAAUCUCCCUGUGUGAUUCAAGGUCAAGUUAAAGAUAUUAUCUAUAUAAUCCAAUAAAAUUAUUGCAGCAAAAUCAAACCCACUGAAUGGAUGCUACCACCCCUAAAAGUUGUGGGCCAACCCAGAGGCCUAAUAAUGCUUGCCUGAUUUAUGCCGGAACCAACCGAUUUUGAGUGUUUUGGAUCAUUUUCCAGUUUAAAAAUAAGAAAAAUCUUAAUUGUGUUUAAUAUUUAACCCUCUAGUUUAUGAUUUAUGUUGCAAAGUCGAUAUAAAACUUCACAGGGAUGGAUUUGGUUGCUUUAAAAGGGCAACAAUCAAUAAUGCACAAUAAAACCGGUUUGGAUUUGGUCAAACAAUAUAAUUAUGAACUAAACAUAAAUGUGACUACCCUGUUUAAAUUAUUUCUUUGCAGAAUGAUGCUAGAAGCUUGAUAGCUGCUAAAUACCUCCAGCUUAUGGACAUGUAUCCAUAUAUUAAUGCUCGUUCAACCUGGAUGAAAGCAGUAAAAGCCCAGUAACCAGUUAUCUUCAGACUGAAGCUUUAAAUUCUUGCCAACAGGAUUAUUUCUGAAAGCAAUGUUGUGUUAGAUAACAGUGAGAAUUAAUUUGGUGUAGAUAAAGCUAAUAGUUUUUUUUUUUCUCCUUUGACUUCAAAUUUUAAAACUGACACUUUAACUCCAAUCAUCUCCGCUUUAAGAUUUUACAGAGUUUUCCAGCUUUGCUUUGUGAUUAAAGAUGAAAAAAAAAAACAGCGUAUUUAGAAAUUUCUGCAGACCCAAACAGACACACAAGCUGUAGUCCUGUCAGUAUCAGUCAUGAAGCUGUGAGUUUCCAGCACGCUUUACAUUUUGGAUGAAGGAAAUAAAUAAUUAGCACCUUUACGCUUGUCUUUGGAGGCGAGAAGGAAAACCAGCCAGUUUGUUUAGACACUGUGUUACAGUCGUAAUGUGAAACAACAACCAGCUUCACAUCUAUGUAGUAAAUAGAAGCAAAUUCCAAUUAGUAACUUUGGUAGAGUCUUUUCUGGAAGCAGCCACAUUGAUUCUUCUGUACCAUAGUUACUACAAAUAAAAGAUGGGAAUGCA
This is a messenger RNA of Cyprinodon tularosa, 3658 nucleotides long. RefSeq names its product calcium binding protein 39-like (gene cab39l). Gene Ontology annotation, biological process: intracellular signal transduction. The transcript has 9 exons. Gene Ontology annotation, molecular function: protein serine/threonine kinase activator activity. The record is from RefSeq and is a predicted model, not a curated record. Lineage: Eukaryota; Metazoa; Chordata; Actinopteri; Cyprinodontiformes; Cyprinodontidae. Bases 259 to 1263 code for a protein of 334 amino acids.